ACUUUCAUGGAAAGAACCUCAACUUCAUCUCCUAGGAAAAAGCAAACUCACUAUAUAAACCAAUUUCACGAUCACUUACUCAAAACUCAGUUUAGUGACAGUUGAAAGUUAGUUGAUCACUUCUUUUUUCCUCUGAUUAUGGAAAUGUUUGGAGAAAGUAGUUCAUCUUUGUCUAAUGAUGAUUCCAAUCUUUUGGAGUCAAUCCAAGAUUAUCUUCUUGCAGAUGAUUUUGAAACCCUAACAAAUACUUCACUGCAUACUUUUCUUGAAGAUGAUUUUGAAACCCUAACAAAUUCCUCACUGCAGACUUUUCUUGAAGAUUUUGAAACCCUAACAAAUUCUUCACUAAAUACUUCAUUACUUGAUGAUUCAAUUUCUUUUAAACUUGAAGAUUUGCUCCAGAAUAUUGAGGAGACACCAAUAUUUCCACCUAAUGAUCAUCUUCUUCAAGAAGCAGUCACCGGAGAAAAAAACACUCCGUCCGUAAAGAUCGAGGAAACUACAAUAUUGCCACGUAAUGAUCGUCGUCUUCAAGAAACAGUCACCGGGGAAAAAAGCGUGCAGUCCGUGGGUUUGAAAUAUAAAGGUGUAAGGAGGAGGCCGUGGGGGACAUACGCGGCGGAGAUUAGAGAUCCGAAGAGAUAUGGAGCUAGAAUUUGGCUGGGUACUUACAUGACACCGGAAGAUGCAGCUUUGGCUUAUGACAGAGCAGCUUUUAAAAUGCGUGGUUCAAAAGCUAAGCUGAAUUUUCCUCAUUUAAUUGGCUCAACUGAUUAUGAGCCGAUUAGAGUUACUAACAAGCGUAUCUCACCGGAACAAUCUUCUUCAUCGUCGAGUUCGUCGUCUUCGUUGGAUCCGCUGCAGGAUGAUGAUUCUCCAAGGUCCAACAAGAAAAUAAAAACAGUUAAUUUAAUAGCUAAUGCUGUAAAGAAAUGUUUACCAGUUUACUCAAAUCAUCAAUUACUAAUUUAGCAGAUUCAACUCUAA
Messenger RNA from Mercurialis annua (annual mercury), 987 nucleotides. Its product is annotated as ethylene-responsive transcription factor 13-like. The record is from RefSeq and is a predicted model, not a curated record. Gene Ontology annotation, molecular function: DNA binding; DNA-binding transcription factor activity. The coding region runs from base 139 to 972 and encodes 277 amino acids. The transcript has a single exon. NCBI's taxonomy places the organism in Eukaryota, Viridiplantae, Streptophyta, Magnoliopsida, Malpighiales, Euphorbiaceae. Gene Ontology annotation, biological process: ethylene-activated signaling pathway; regulation of DNA-templated transcription.